Asparagus officinalis (garden asparagus) is the source of this 1611-nucleotide messenger RNA. Its product is annotated as cytochrome P450 714B3-like. The record is from RefSeq and is a predicted model, not a curated record. Gene Ontology annotation, molecular function: heme binding; iron ion binding; oxidoreductase activity, acting on paired donors, with incorporation or reduction of molecular oxygen. Lineage: Eukaryota; Viridiplantae; Streptophyta; Magnoliopsida; Asparagales; Asparagaceae. The transcript has 5 exons. Bases 8 to 1522 code for a protein of 504 amino acids.
CAGGGUCAUGGAGUUCUUCCUCUCUUUUGGUAUCCUAUCCUUCUGCAGUUUGGCUUUGUACCUGUAUAAUGUUUUGUGGUUACAUCCUCAAAAAAUUUGCAAGAAGCUAAGACGACAAGGAAUUGAUGGGCCAAAACCCUCUUUCCUCCAUGGUAAUCUAAAGGAGAUGAAGAUGCUGGCUAUGGAGGAGAAGAGGAGAGAUGGAGAAGCAAUAAUACAUGAUUAUACUCCACUUCCAUACUUUGAGAAAUGGAGGAAAAGAUAUGGCUCAAUAUUUUUGUAUAUGAUGGGGAAUGUACCCUUUUUACAUGUAAGUAACCCAGAUUUUUUGAGGGAUAUGAGCCAUUGUGCAUCUUUGGAUUUGGGGAAGUCAACAUACUUGAAAGAGACUCACGAGCCUUUGUUUGGUAAUAGCAUUGUGAAGUCAAAUGGGAAGGCCUGGGCUCAUCAGAGGAAGAUCAUUGCCCCAGAGUUCUUUCUUGAAAAGGUUAAGGCUAUGGUGAACUUAAUGGUGGACUGCAUGGAACCAUUAACGAAAUCAUGGGAAAGUAAAAUCGAGCAGGGAAAUGGAAGUGCAGAAAUCAAGGUUGAUGAGGAUUUGCAGAAUUUUUCUGCUGAAGUAAUCUCGAGAGCUUGCUUCAGGGAUAGCUACUCUGAAGGAAGACAAAUAGUAUUGAAGCUUAGGGAAAUGCUGAGAGCUCUAUCCAGACCAAAUUUGCUCGUUGAAAUUGCAGGAUUGAGAUAUCUUCCCACAAGACUAAAUAGAGAGAUAUGGAGACUUAACAAAGAAGUCCGGUCCUUAAUCCUCAAGGUGACGAAGGAGAACAAAGAAAGAGAGGAACAUACAACAAAUAAAAAUCUUCUACAAGCCAUCCUUCAAAAUGCAGGUGACAGCAGCGACACAGAUGAUUUCAUCGUCGACAACUGCAAGACUAUAUACAUUGCAGGGCAUGAAACUACAGCCAUCACUGCAGUUUGGUGCUUGUUGUUGCUGAGUAUCGACCAAGAAUGGCAGAGUCGUGUUCGUGCUGACGUGGUGGAGAUCCUUGGAGGAUGUCCUCCGGAUGCAAAUUCGAUUCAAAAGAUGAAAAUGUUGACGAUGGUGAUCCAAGAGACACUUAGGCUCUACCCACCAACCGCAGUCAUAGCUCGAGAAACCCUCCAAGAUAUCAAACUCGGAGGAAUCCAAAUCCCAAAAGGCGUCCACAUUCAUACUCCAGUCACAUCACUGCAUCACGAUUCGAGCAUCUGGGGUCCUGAUGUACACGAGUUCAACCCUGAGAGGUUCUCUAGAGGAAUCAGCGCUGCUUGCAAGUUUCCACACACGUACGUGCCUUUUGGAUUUGGUUCUCGAACAUGUUUAGGCCAGAAUUUCGCUAUGGUUGAGUUGAAGAUUCUGUUAUCGCUUAUUUUGUCGAAGUUUAGUUUUUCGUUAUCACAGGAGUAUAGACAUUGUCCUUCUAUGAGGUUGCUUAUAGAGCCUAAAUUUGGUGUUUGUUUACUCAUGAAGAAAUGUAACUAGUUACUUUGAUGAAUAGUCCAGAGCCAAAUAAGAUGAAUAUACUAAUGCAUGAGUGUUUAUUUCUAUUGAAUUUCUAAGUACUUGCAACA